AAUGCUGCCCGGGAGGCAGGUGCCCCCCCAAGUGCCCAGCCAGCCCCAGGAGACAGGAAAAUUACAGCCUUUAAAAAAGUGCCCCUGAAGGAAGGGGGGGUAGUCAGGUGACUCGGAUGGGCUGUCCAAGAUGGCGUCUGGUGUGUGGCGCCUGAGAAGCGGAGGUUACCUGUAAGCAGUGACGGGAGGGGAGGUAGCAGGGGGACCCUGUUGCCUCUGCCCAGGAGGGCUCCUCAGCGGGUGUGCUCAGAGUGGGGGCGAUGGUGAUGCUGGGCUGCGCCUCUGGGUCUCUUUAAGGCAGCAGCCUCCCUGGCCAUGGCUCUGAGGGAGCUGAAAGUUUGCUUGCUGGGGGACACUGGUGUAGGCAAAUCAAGUAUUGUGUGGCGAUUUGUAGAAGACAGCUUUGACCCUAACAUCAACCCAACGAUAGGAGCAUCUUUUAUGACAAAGACUGUGCAGUAUCAAAAUGAGUUGCAUAAAUUCCUAAUCUGGGAUACAGCUGGACAGGAACGAUUCCGUGCUUUAGCACCAAUGUACUACCGAGGCUCAGCAGCAGCUAUUAUAGUUUAUGACAUCACAAAAGAGGAAACCUUCUCAACAUUAAAGAACUGGGUGAAAGAACUUCGACAACAUGGACCUCCAAACAUUGUUGUAGCUAUUGCGGGAAAUAAGUGUGACCUUAAUGAUGUAAGAGAAGUCAUGGAAAAAGACGCUAAAGACUAUGCAGAUUCCAUCCAUGCCAUAUUUGUAGAGACCAGUGCUAAAAAUGCAAUUAACAUAAAUGAACUCUUUAUAGAAAUUAGUCGUAGAAUUCCAUCAACUGACACCAACCCCCCAUCUAGCGGUAAGGGCUUCAAACUUAGAAGACAGCCUUCAGUGACAAAACGCAGCUGUUGUUGACUGAUACUUUAGAAAAUCAGACUUGUUUUGAAAGUAGGUGGUCUUGGAAGCUAAUAGUUUAUGUUGGGUAUAUAUUAUUGGUCUUAGAACUUAUCUGCCUGAUGUUCAUACUUCAAGGUCCCACAAAAAUGGACCAGCUCAUCUGACAUCUGUAUGCUCACAGAAGAGACUGCAGUCAUGAUAAUGUCAGCCUGUUUACUUACAACAUAUAUAGUGUCUCUUGUAUUCAAAGGGAAUCCAUCAUCAGUUCUUUGGCCUUGCGUGAAAGGAAUGUUGACAUAUGGAUGGUAGGACUGAAAUGUUUAAUAGUUUUGUAAUCAACAUUAUAUGUAAUGUUUUUUGUAAAAGGGAAAUGAGCACUUUUGUGAUCCAGAGGGAUGAGGAAGGGGGAAGAAACAGCCCUGUUGAAAUAGUGACUUUAAUUUUAAGGCUAUUCUGCUACCCUUUCAAUUGUUAUAAUGAGCAUUAUUUUAAAUAUAAUUGUAGCUAAUCCAAAGUACAGUGAGGCAAUUGGUUGUAGAUGGCUACAAAAUAAGUUACUGAUAAAAAUGAGCAAAUCAGCCCAUCCAGUCCCCAGAUCCCACUUGCACUUUUUAUUUAAAGGUAUUAUGAACAAACAAGUAAUGAAUUUUAAACCAUAGACAAUCUUACCUUUUCAUGCUGGCUUAAUCAUUUAAAGGCAAACUGAUACAUUUAUAAGCACCUAUUUGUUUUUAGUAAGCAUUUUUUUACUAUUAAAAAUGGUGGUCGAAGAGAACCUAGCUAAAACUUUCUAAAUUUAAACUUGAGCAUGACUGACUGACAACAGGUGCCGUCAAUAGUUCUAGUAAGACUUUAAUAUUUUGAGGGAAAGCUCUUUAUUGCUUUGCAUGUGUAAAGUGUUUGUACUAUAUUUAUGAGACCAAUGCCUAAAGUAUUAUAAAUUAUGUAAAAGCAGUUGAGAAAUCAGCUUUCUUCAGUCUUUCCAUUCCUCACCCAUUGAUAGAAUCUCUGGGGAUCUCCAACAAUUCUGUCCCUGCUUGUGAGGUCUUACAUUGCAAUCAGUGACCUCUUCCAGAAGAAGGUUGGCUGAUGCUCCCCUCCUAUCACAUCUGCAUUUCUGCUUGAAAUGUUUGGUAGAUGUCGCUGUUGGUGAAGCAUGUGGCUUGUCCAUUGAGCAGAUCACCUCUGCAGUGCACCCAAUCCUUGCUGGCUGAGGCACAAAAACACAAACAGGAAACCAAAUCCAAGUCACGUAUGGUAGCGUAGAUCGUUACCUCUUGGUUCCUGGGUCUAGCCCAAAUAACUUUUUAAUUACUUGGCAUUUUUUUAAGCAAAUCAGCUUUUAGCUUAUGUUGUAUUGUUUUUCUUACAUUUUAUAUUAAACUAUAAAUUGACCGUAUCCUAUUACGCUAUUUUCAUUAUUUAUUUUUAGUUUCCUCCAGAGCUAGUGGAGAACUUCUUAUUUUUAAAGAAAGAGCCUAAUAAAGUAUUUUCAAUAUUUGAGUUUAAGUUUUGAUAUUGAAGUUAAAGCCAUGUCUGUGAUAUUUGUUCCUGAUUUGUAAUUUGGCAUUCUACAAUCUUAAGUAUUUUAGCUGAAGGAAAUUUUCAAAGAAUAAGUAGGAAAUGAAACAGCUUAUAUUUCAGAUUAAAUCAUAUUCAGAAUCCUUGUUUCAAAGCUAUCCUCAAGCAAACUAUUUCACUAUUAUAGUAACUUGGUGUGAUAGAAAGCAUAUUCUGAAUGGGGUUAAUAGGCUUUAAUGAAAUGUUGGGGUUAAAACUUCUUAAGACCAAGAUUUCAAAAUGUGGCCUCUAUCUGUGGGUAUGCAGUCCUUUGAGCGUGCACUUCUGUUUGCUACAGUAGCAUACACGUGCUCAAACUUCCUGCAUGUGCAGAUGGGUUACGAGCAUAUGAAGUCUAUUGUGUGUGCCCAAAAAGUUGCAUGCACAUAAAUGGAGGCUGGUUUGAAGCCCCUAUGAAAAAAAUUGCCCUAACAAAGAAUCUUACAAUAAAGACAGAAUAAUUAUGUAUUGGUGUGCAGCAUGGUUCAGCCUAAAAUAUAUAAUAAUACGAUUGAAAUCUUUGGAUGGCAUUUGAAGCAAUAGAUUAUAAGCAUAAAGUUUUGUAAAAGCUAUGAUAGUGUUCUAUCAAAGCAGGCUAGCAACUGACCACUUAAUUAUAUAUAGUUACUCAAAGCCCUUGCACAAUGGCAAUCAUUGAAUGCCAAACUUGUUUGAAAGUCUUGCUCUGUCUUCAGUUAACCAAGUGGCAGGGUUCUAAUAAAUAACAGACCGGGAUGUGGUUAUCCACUUAAUGAAGAUAAAUUAAAAAAUUUUGAUUUCAAAGCUAGUCCAAAAAAGAUGUCAAGCAGUAUACUCAUCUGGCACUUCAGUAUACUUUUGUAGCAGAGUUCCCUUUCAGGAUAACACAAAAUAUAUUUCUCUUUAGGGUUGGGGGGUGUUUACUUGGCAGCAUCAGCUCACCAUUUUGUAAUGCUGGUUUUGUAAUCUUGUAUUAUCACUGUAACCCCACACUGAAAAUAUUUUGUACCCUUCGAUUACAAAUAAUUGCUUUUUGUUCCAGCUUCUUAUCUAAAGAUAAGAUUCAGUAUAUACUUACAGUAGGUUCUGUCGAGCUGCUACUACACACCAUAUUUUGUUAUCCUAUGGUUGCAUGGUGUCACGCUUCUACCUGUAAGCUGUUGAUGUUGGCAGUGCUUCAGAAGUCUCCUUCCCCAUUCCACACCAAGGCAUUAGGUACCUUUACUAUCUUUAAUAUAAUAUGUUCACCUGCCUUGGAUUUCUUCAGGCUUGUUAAUGGUGUUUGAGCAUAAGAAUUUUAUUGUACACUUCUACCUUGAUAUAACGCUGUCCUCAGGAGUCAAAAAAUCUUACCACGUUAUAGGUGAAAUCACGUUAUAUUGAACAUGCUUUGAUUCACCGGAGUGCGCAGUCCUGCCCCUCCCCUGGAGCACUGCUUUACCGUGUUCUAUCCGAAUUCGUGUUGGAUCGGGUCGCGUUAUAUCAAGGUAGCGGUGUAAAUCUGACAAGUGUCCAGACAUUGAACAGCAUAUUAAAACAAAUAUCUGUGAAAGAUCAAUAACAUCUCUCAUGCAGAAGAUCCGUUCAGGGACCUGCAAACAGAUUCACACCCUCUAAAUUAUCACUUCAGUGUCCUUGCACGUAAAAGUAUAGGUUUAAACUCCAUUAUCUCCUCUCUGAGAAUAACUGGCUUAACUCCACCUAUAAAAUAUGCAUUACUUGAAAAGAAGAUAUUUGACUACAGAAUUGUAGUAAUCGUCUUACAAUAGAAUCCCCAACUAGGAUCCAAUGACGCCAUAUAGCCAUAUGUCUUCUUAGCAAAUCUUUAAAAACUUGAGAAAUGUCCAAGGAAAAGCCCCUCUUUUUGGCCAGCGUUUGGUUUUUUCCAAAUACAGUUUGGCAUAUGGUAAAUUUGAUCAUGGGCAAGAUAGACUAAGAUUUAUACAUCCUCUUCUCUAACAACCCAGUCCUAUAUCCUUCCUCCUCUGACUAAAUCUUGAUGCCUCGUAACUCUUCUUCCUUUUACUUUUUUAAAUCUACACAAGUGAAAUUUCUCUAUAGCUCUACCUGCUUGAAUGAGAUAUCAGUGUAGUUUUUUUCCCUUUGUGCAAUUAAGUCUUCUGAUUCUGAAUCACCCACUGUUAGACUUAACUUGACCAUUUCCAUGCCUUCAUUAUCAGAUUACCUAAAAAUAGUUACAUAAACAUUAGCUGCCACAAAGUGUCUUGCUAGUAUCAGGCCUGUUUAAAAUGUGUCAGAAUGCUGAGAGCUAAAUUCUUUUGAUCCCAGAUCCCAACUUGAUUGUUCACUUGAAAUUAUCUGGAAGCUGAAAUACAGUUACACGAGUAAACAUCUCCCUGGAUCAGAGACAUCCAUGUAGUUGAGUGUUUGGCUUGGUGCGGUUUCAUCUCUGGCAGAGCUACGUAGCUUUCCUGCAAAUUCUACUGUAUCAGUGCAUCUCAUCAAGCCAUCAGCCUUCAGGCUUGUCUACAGUUAAAUUUAUAGCGCUCUAACUUGCUGGCUCAGGGGUGUGGAAAAAUCACCCCCCUGAGCGCAGCAAGUUUGAGCGCUUUAAAGUGCUAGUGUGGACAGGCUCCGAGCGCUGGGAGAGCUCUCUCCCAGCACUCGCGCAUGACCACAUUCACACUUCAAAGUGCUGCCGUGGGAGCGCUCCCGCGGCAGCGCUUUGAAGUUUCUAGUGUAGACGUAGCCUUCAUAUGUGCUGCACAGUGUUCAGCUGAAGUUACUUACAUUUUUUGUCCCUAAAUAACUUUUAAGUCUGUUCUUUCGGAGGUACUGAGCAUCACUGGUUCUAGUUGACUUUCUAAAAACACUCUCUUCUCUGAAGUAGAUCAGAUGCUCAGCACUUCUAAGGUCUCAACUUUUUAAAUGACUGAAAUGCACUCUUGAAAAUUUAGCCUCUGAUAUUCUCAAAGGGAAUGGAUUUUUUUGAGGUAUGAUUUGAGUAAUGGAUGAAAGUAACAUUAUCCUCUCUGUAGCACACGCAUGUCUUUCAGUAAUGAUCCUAUGCAUCUUUUCGAAACUGACAAAGUGGAAACAUUUCAGCUCUUUCUUCAGACUGUGGACAAGACUUAGUUGUUUUUCAAAUGAAGUGCAAAAGUGUAGCAACUAUUGGCUGAUAUGUCUAAGAUCAAGCUGGGAGCUUGAUAAGCAUGCUUCUAAAUUUUUUGGGGGCAAAAUCCCACAAAACUACAAUGAAUUGAACUCUUUAGUCCCAAAUAUAUGCUUAGAAACUGCUUCUCUGAUGUAUGUGGCUUUACAGUACCAUGUUUUUGUGCACCUGCUGAGAUCCUCCUACUAAGCCUCUAAAUGGACAUUCUCUGCUAGUGUACUUACUUUAACAAAAGGCAGAAACAUUCCUGUUUGUUUUUGUUUUUUUUUUUUUUUUCUUUUUCUAGAGGCAAAAUUAUUGAAAAUCCUCUGGAAGCUAGGAAUCGGAGUUCUCUUGAGAGUUAACAGUUUUUGCUACCAAGAAGUUCAAAAUUCUUGAGCUAUUUGUUGAAGCUUAUUAGAGAAACCACAUCUUGUAUUAAUAGCUUAUUUAUUUGUUUUGCCUAUCUUUAAACUUUAAAUUGAUGCAGCCCUUAACUUCCAGUGAAAUCAGUAGUAUUUUUUGCUUGAAGUGCUACAGGGUCUGGUCCUUAAUGUUUUUGAUGGGGGCAUUCUCUGCAAAAUAAACUCUUUAUGUGACUAUAUGUAAUACGAAUAUAACAUUCCUACAAGCACAUGUGAUGGGAGUGUUUCUCCUCCUUUAAGAUGGUGUAGUUGGAAAAUAUGAUGAUCGCUAUAGUGUUCUGGAAACAUCAUUCUUUAAAUUGGUCAGGAGACUGGGCAUUCGUUGUUCACUGGCAAGUUCUCAUUAGGGAGCCAUCUCCUUCGUAGAUAGUAAAGCCUUCAAUUUAGUUGCUGAAAAUAAAAUCAUUCAAGGUGAAUAUCUUGCAUGAUUUAAAAGCUAGCCUCGACAGGCUCUUCAUGAAGAUGUUAAAUCUAAACUAUUCCGUAUUUAAUAUUACUGGAGACAAAAAAGAAGCUUUAUCAGUGAUGUUUGGAUGACUUCUCUCCUUGUGGAAGUGUCUCUAGUAUUUAUUGAGAAUGAGGUUUUAUAUUUUUGGUGUGUUGACUACUUUGGGAAUUGCAGAUUUACAGGAGAUGCUGUCUGAACUCCAUCGCCUGUCACUCCUCCUUUAGUGAGCCUUGCUUAUAAAUAGCAAUAACUAAAUAAAAGUAAAAAUUCAAAGCAAAUUUUUUUUUAAAGGGCAAGAAUUUGGAUUAUUCAUAGACCUACUGUUACUAGCACCAUCCCAGACCACAUCUUAUUUGUUCAAAUAAUUUCAGGUUAAACCACGAGGAGUCCUUGUGGCACCUUAGAGACUAACAAAUUUACUUGGGCAAAAGCUUUUGUGGGCUAAAACCCACUUCAUCAGCUGCAUGGAGUUAAAAAUACUGUAAGCAGUAUUAUAUAUGAAAAGAUGGGAGUUGCCUUACCAAGUGUGUGGGGGAGGAAAUCAGCGCUAAGGAGACCAAUUCAAUUAGGGUUGAAGUGGCCUAUUCUCCACAGCUGAUUACUUUUGUAGUGCUAACGAGGCAAUGCAAUCAUGGUGGACAUGGCCCACCUCCAACAGUUGACCAGAAGGUGAGAGUAUCAGCAAAGGGAAAAUUUACUUUUUGUAGUGACCCAUCCACUCCCAGUUACUCACUUGAGGAUCCUAGAAGCUUCCAAAAAUUGAUCAAGUUUAUUAGUCAUCCCAACACCACAGAGAUAAGAACUAAAUAAAUGUCUAGGUUGAUUUUUGCACUCUUCUAGCAGUCUGAGUUCACAAAUAAUAUUCUCUUCAUGCAUUCUUAUGGAGCUACAGUCAGUCACUUAAUAGAAGAACCAUGUGUCCAGAACCAAACUACGUAAAAGAUGACUAUAAAAUUCUACAAAGAAAACUGACAAGAUGAAUGUUCAUUUUACAUUCCCAGCUGUACGUUUUAUUAGACAACAAAAAACUUGUUGCGUGUAGAAAUGAGAUGUUGGCAUGUGGAUGUUUGAGGCAAAAAUAAAAUAUGGCUUCUAGGAUAAAAGAUCUGUAAGCUGUCAGUUCUUUCUGGCCAAAGAAUGUGACAGCAGAUGCCUUGUCAAGUGGCUCCAACUUGUGGGAGGAAGCAAGUUUGAAACAACGUUUUUCGGUUUCUUGUGUAAGAAUCCAUGUGCCAAAUCGUACUUGCCUAUAAUUUCAGAAAAAUGCCUUCUGAUUCUCUGGAGCGUCGAGAAAUAAAUGCAGAUCUUCCUGGUAAUACAGCUGGAACCAAAGAUGCCGAACUUGGUUAUACAUUUUUGACCUUCCUGAAGUUUAUCCAGGCAGUGUCAUAGAAAGGAAAUCCUGUAGAGGGUGUUUGGAAGAAAACUUCUAGAUGGAUUUGAAACCAGAGUCUAUCUUAACCUGAAAUCCUUACUGGCAGCAGAAGUUUUUCUGAGACCCUAACUGAUGGUCCCA
Trachemys scripta elegans is the source of this 7922-nucleotide messenger RNA. It is a transcript of the gene RAB22A, whose product is annotated as RAB22A, member RAS oncogene family. Gene Ontology annotation, molecular function: GTP binding; GTPase activity. NCBI's taxonomy places the organism in Eukaryota, Metazoa, Chordata, Testudines, Emydidae. The transcript has 7 exons. Bases 316 to 900 code for a protein of 194 amino acids. The record is from RefSeq and is a predicted model, not a curated record.